GGUAGAAUUAAAUGGUUUUAAUUUUUAAAUUUUAGAAUAGAAAAAUGUAAACACUAUUGUUAAUUCGUGAAAUAGACUUGAUUGUUUAAUUUAUAGUGAAAAAAUUAACUGAAUGUUGUCGAUAAAGUAUUUAUUUAAAAAUGACCAAACUAAUUUCCCGUAACAUUCUAUUAAUUUCAGUAAGAUAUUUUCACUAUAAACUAAUAAGUUAAGUAUAUUUCACGAAUUAACAAAAGUGUUUACGUUUUUGUUUGCAAGACUUCUUUUUCUCAACGAAUGACGUCACAAGAGGGUGUUUGGCAUAAUCUUGUAUUUUAUCAUUAUUUUUAAGCCUAGGGAUUUUAAAUCGAUUUUUCCAAAAAUAACCAGGAAAGUUUAUCGAUAUUUGUAUAUGUUGCUGCAGUUUAUAAAAGUAAAUGUGCUAUAAUGAGGAAAAAGGAAAUUGUGUUUGAUUCAGAAAAAAGGAAAAACUUUUUGAGUGGUUUUCAAAAACGAAAAAAUGAACGUCGAGCUCGUGCCAAAGAACAACUUGAGCGAGAUAUCAAAGAGGAACGCAAGAGGAUCAGAAAUGAUGUUAAAAACAGUAUGGCAAAUAUGAAGAAAACAUUUCAACCACUUGUCCUGGAUCCCGAAAUAGAAGAAAAGGUACUUGAAAAGGAGUAUGAAGACGAUGAAGUCGAAAUAAAUGUUAUAGAAUUGGCACCAGGAAAUAAAAAUUUGGAUGAAGAAAGUGAUAACGAUUCUAACGCAAGCGAAGCCUUUGACGAAGGAUCGCAUAUAAAUUCUAUACCAGGAAUGGAAUUCAAGGUUGAAACAGUAAAAAAAGAAAAGGAUACGAAACUUAAACAACCAGACAACACAUUGUCAGAGUUAGGAAAAAUUGGAAACAAAAAAAUGUUAGAUAAAUUAAAGAAAAAGAAAGCAUUAAAAGAAUUCAAAAAAAGUAAGAUUUUCAAACAAAAAGAACGUGCAGAUAAGAAGAAGCAACACAAAACUAGACGUGGACUUAAGCAUUCUAAAUCUAAGUCAAAUGGAAAUGGUGCAUUUGGAAAUAAAAGUAAACAUAAUCAAUUCAAGCGAGGCCAUUCUUCCGGACGUAGAGGGCGGAGAUAGUACAAUAAUAAUUAUAAUCUUUAAUUAAUUCGGGCAUUUGUUAUUAAAGUGAAAACUAAAUUGGCGGUUUCAGCGAAACCAACAAAAGUCCGCUUAAGCUGUCUUAAAGCCGAAAAUUAAAUACGGUUUUAAAUAUGUAUAUAAUAAUAAUUUUUGUUUUAUUUUAAUUGAAACCUUAAAAAAUGAUUAAAUUUUCAUCUAUUGUACAAUAUACUUGUAGUCUUUUGUUCACAAUUCAUGUGGAACUUUCAACUUCAGUUGUAAGUAAAUUACUAUUGUUUACUAUAAAGCAAGAUUAAUAAUGGAAAUUAGAAGUAGUGGUACAGUUAUAUAAUAUGCAGUAUCUUGAAGAAAUCGCAAAAAAUUACAAGUAGAUAAUGCAAUUUCCCCUACACUAUUGCAUACAUUCCUACUUAAUAUUACAUACUUGCUGCACUGUGUGCUAGUUUCUUAUUUUUACUUAAUAAAUAUUUUUUACUGCGUCUCUGUCAAA
Molecule: messenger RNA, 1606 nt
Organism: Bactrocera oleae (olive fruit fly)
Lineage: Eukaryota; Metazoa; Arthropoda; Insecta; Diptera; Tephritidae
Gene: vito
Product: nucleolar protein viriato
Cellular component (GO): nucleolus
Molecular function (GO): rRNA binding
Source: RefSeq, a predicted model, not a curated record